UUCAAGAUGGCGCAGAUGUUACUCGGAAGAUACGUCUGUCAAAGCUGUCGUAACUUUGCCCGUGUAGGCCUUCACGAUACACGUGCAAAUCAAUAUUUCGUUGGCGCUUCAGUUCUGCCAAGCAGAUUACGACAAGGGGAAUGCAGCUCACAACAGAUAAGGUGGUAUGCUUACAGACGGCCAAAUGAACAACCUGGAUUAAUAGGACGGUUUAUAGAAAACAUAAAGGAAGGCUUUGAGAGGAAUAAAGAAAUGCAGGAAAAUAUCAAGAAAUUUCAAGAAGAAGCAAAAAAAUAUGAGCAGUCAGAAACAUUGUCAACCAGAGUUAAGGUUGUAAACAAGAUAAAGGAUAGUGUAUCAGGUGCAUCGAUGAGGACUUCUGCUGUGGUCAAGAGCUUCUCAGGAGCCUUUUCAACGAAAGUCUCCAAGGCAUAUGAAGAUGCAACUACAAGUGAAGCCUUUAAAAAGGGCAAAGAGGUCACUGAAGAGUUUGCCAAAUCUGCCAAGGAAGCUGCAUCUAAGGUUCAAGAACAGGGUGAAAUUAUUGGAAAAACAGAAACAUUUAAGGCUGUGUCUGCAGGCUUAAAAACUGUCAAGCAAGAGGUUCUUGAUGAAGAAUUGCAAAAAUCAAGACCCUACAGAACUCCAGAAAAGCUUCGGAGGAGAACUGGAGUAGAAGGAGAAAUGUCCAAAAAAGAGAGAAGAAUUGAAGCAAACGAGGAUGCUACAGGGGUUGUACUGCAUAAGGACUCCAAAUGGUACCAACAGUGGAAGGAAUUCAAAGAUAAUAACCCUGUUGUCACUGGUCUUUUUAAUCUAAAAACAAAAUAUGAUGAAAGCGACAACGUCAUGGUCAGAGCAUCAAGAGUAGUGACGGAUAAGCUACAAGAUAUUUUUAGCGAUGUGUUUUCACAAUCUGACACAGCCAAGACAAUGGCUGAAAUCUCAAGAAUUGAUCCACAGUUUAACAAGGACAGCUUUCUAAAAGAGUGUGAAUUUGAAAUUAUCCCUUCAGUUUUAGAGGCUUUCCUUAAAGGUGACCUGGAGAUCUUAAAAGACUGGUGCCACGAACCGGCAUAUAAUGUAUUAGCUGCCCAGAUCGAACAAACCAGACAGCUGGGACAAAAACUUGAAGCAAAAAUCCUGGAUGUCAGAGAUGUCGACGUUGCAAUGGCCAAGGUCAUGGAACAAGGGCCCGUUUUAGUGCUGACGUUUAUGGUCCAGCAGAUAAUGAUCCUUAGAGACGCUGUUGGUAAUAUCGUUGAGGGCGGUGAAGAUAACAUUGAAAAUGUCAGCUACGUUUGGGCACUAUGCCGAGACCAAAGCAUUUUGGACCACAGAUCAGCGUGGAGAGUGCUGGAAUUUGGAAUACAAAACAGCAGCUCAUGGCUUUGACAAGUGCUAAUAACAUUCAUGUCUAGCUGCUCGAGAAUUUUAUUUUUAGUUUCAGAACACAGAGUAGAGGAGACUUUUAAUAUUCACUGACAAUGUCUGCGUAAAUGUAUUUAUCUGUGAAGAUGAAGUAACACAAAGGCAACACAGUACUCUGACGGCUCAGUUACAACUUGUAAGCUUUCUCUCUUUACAGGCUUUAAGGCGAUUUUGCAGUACUUGGUACUUUCGGCUAGGCAUAAGAUGAACUCAAAACUCGCGAGACACAUGUGCCUAAAACGCGCGUGUUGCGCGCGCUUCUCGCGUUACCGAUGACCACAUCUCGAAAUUACCCUCUCCUGAUGUAAUCCAGGGUUUUAGGAAGAGAAAAUUUAGAAAAAAUAUACGAACGCUGAAAUGAUCUCUAUCUUUGCUUUACUUGCAGCGAUUGAAAGUGUUGUAGACUAUCGGUUUUGUUGAUUUGAAAAUACAACGCUCGUUCAGUGAUUGACAAUCA
Messenger RNA from Orbicella faveolata, 1888 nucleotides. RefSeq names its product mitochondrial import inner membrane translocase subunit TIM44-like. Gene Ontology annotation, cellular component: mitochondrial inner membrane. The record is from RefSeq and is a predicted model, not a curated record. Gene Ontology annotation, molecular function: protein-folding chaperone binding. Lineage: Eukaryota; Metazoa; Cnidaria; Anthozoa; Scleractinia; Merulinidae. Gene Ontology annotation, biological process: protein import into mitochondrial matrix.